CUCAACACAAGGUUUCCUUGGCUAGGAAGAAUUGUAUGCCUCUCACCAGAAUUAGUGUAUUCCCCUUCCACUAAGUUAUGUCAAGUUCUGAGGGAAGCAAUGAGACUGAAACUUCUGCGCCUUCAGACUAGAUCUUUCCACGCUUUAACAACAAUAUGCCAGUGCCGAAGCUUUAAUAAAACUGGACAUCCACUAUUAAAGCUGGAUAGUGAAGUUGACAGAACAGCAAAGUCUUGGAAUUUGUAUGCUCUGAAAACUGCUUCCCCUUGUUUGACAACUCGAUGUGUGGAAGUCAAGAAUUGGAAAUUGGUCCAAGGAAAUGUAUCACCUUUGGGAAAAUAUAUUUACUAUCAGAGUGGGGAAGUUUUUUUCCCAUCCUGGAAACGUUUUGGUGUGGCGAUGACAGAAGAUUACAAGCUCAAUACAGAGCACAUUAAAAAGCUUAGGAACGUAUCAUCAAGGUUUUACUCUGUUGUAUCAGCUGGGAAAAUUAUUCCAAAACACAGUAACCAGCCAGUUAAGAGGCCACCGAAGGCACCAAGGACCAAGCAGCCAUCCAGAACUAACCAGCCACUACUGUCAGACAUGGAGAAUCUGAUGCAGUGCACAGCCUUUGCAACAGCAGAUGAAUAUCAUCUUGGUAAUCUGUGUCAUGACCUGACUUCACAUGGAUAUGUUGAAAUAACAAGUUUGCCUAGAGAUGCUGCAAACGUUUUGGUGAUUGGUACUGAGAAAUCUGCAAAAGAUGAUGAUUCUGGCAUGAUUUUUUUCUUCAGGGAAGGGGCUGUUGUGUUUUGGAAUGUGGAAGAGAAAAGUAUGAAGAAGAUCAUGCAAGUGCUAGAACAGCAUGAAAUUCAGCCAUAUGAAGUUGCACUAGUCCACUGGGAGAAUGAGGAGAUAAACUAUAGAAUAGGAGAAGGUCAGACAAAGCUUCAUAAAGGAGAAAUCUUAUUAAAUUCUGAACUGGAUAGUGAUGAAGUUGUUCUGCAGAAAUUUGCCUUUUCAAAUGCUCUUUGUCUUUCUGUAAAGCUGGCUAUUUGGGAGUCAUUACUGGAUAACUUUGUGGAAUCUAUCCAGUCGAUUCCGGAGAUACUGAAGUCACGAAGGAAGGUAAAACUGUCUCACGCGGAUGUAAUGCAGAAAAUUGGAGAACUCUUUGCAUUAAGACACCGUAUAAAUCUGAGUUCAGACCUGCUAAUAACACCCGACUUCUACUGGGAUAGAGAAAAACUGGAAGAGCUUUAUGACAAGACUUGCCAGUUUCUCAACAUUAAUCGCAGAGUUAAGGUAAUGAAUGAAAAGCUUCAGCACUGCAUGGAGCUGACAGACCUAAUGCGGAACCACCUGAAUGAAAAGCACACUCUGCGCCUCGAGUGGAUGAUAGUAAUACUCAUCACCAUAGAGGUUGGUGGGGUUUUCUCUACUAUCACAUUGAAAAUGUAACAAGAAGUGCAACUUACAUGCUUCAGAAUUUGAGAAUCGGGAUUAUUUUACUAAUGUACUGUGUAAGGGGAUUAGUCUUCAGUUCUUUGCAAGUAACUUUUAAAUCACAGCUGCAGUUAUUUUUCAGAUUAUCUCGUUAACAGCAUAAACUGUUUUAAGGAUUAUUAAAUCAAAUAAAAAU
This is a messenger RNA of Tyto alba (common barn owl), 1624 nucleotides long. It is a transcript of the gene RMND1, whose product is annotated as required for meiotic nuclear division 1 homolog. The annotation marks the transcript as partial. The transcript has 12 exons. Gene Ontology annotation, biological process: positive regulation of mitochondrial translation. The record is from RefSeq and is a predicted model, not a curated record. Lineage: Eukaryota; Metazoa; Chordata; Aves; Strigiformes; Tytonidae.